CCCAGUAUCAGUGGGACUUUUGGCUAGGUUAUGGUGUCCAGUCGUUUGGUCAAGCCUGCUUAUUGGUAUAAGGGUAUUUCGAGAUGGGAUUUGCAUCUCUAAUCAGUCGAUUGCUUCUACCAUCAACAAAGGAGAUUGCCCUCAGCAAUGUGAAGCAGUUGGAAGCUAAGCAUCUAGGACUGGCAUGGUGGAUCUCGGUUAUCUGGCAUGCAGCCUCCAUCUCAUCCUGCUCCAGCAUCCUGGCCUGCAACUUCAAUCCUCAGUCAUCACAAGUUCUGAGACAGCUACUGGAGCUCCAGCCUUCAAGUUCACAUUCAAGCAGAGGAAGGAGUAAGGAAGGCAGACCAAAUGGAGCAUACCUUUCAGUGGAGUUGGUUUUUCUUUGUGUGUGUGUGAGGUGGGGGCGGGAGAGUGGGGGACAUAGGGAGGCCUUCUGUUUCCCCCCAACAUCUCAGCUCUUUAGUUUUUUUUAACAUCUCUUCCCACUGAGAACCAAGACUGAAGAAGUAGAUGCAGACCUGAAGAGAAGGCAGUAACUGGGCCACGGCCCUCAGGUUCUAGACCCAUGGACUCUGGAGACAGUUUCCUUUAAGCAGCCUUUUUGGACAUUCUACACACUUUUGUUUACAUCUCAUUGGCUGGAACAUAGCCCUCAAAGGGGGCCUGGAAAUCAUCUUCUAGCUGCAUGCAUUGUCACCUUAAAGAAAAUUGGGAUUCUAUUAUGAAGGAAAAAGAGGAAAGUGGAUGGGAGCGCAUGAAAGAUUUCUUAGAGAAGAGGGAUAAAGGAGAACUUCUCAUACAGAGAAACCGCAGACUGAAAGAGAAUCUUUUGAGACAGAUGCAGCUUUCCAUAUCUGAAGAUGGAUAUAUUCACUAUGGUGACAAAGUGAUGCUUGUGAAUCCUGACCAUCGUGAUAUAGAUACUGAUCUGUUUCUGGGUGGGGACCUGAGUCUGUGUAUGACUCCAGAUGAAAUUAAAGCCCACCUGAGUGAUGAACUAGAGGUGCCCUGUGGCCUGAGUGCAGCACAAACCAAGAUCCCAGUUGGUAGAAACACUUUUAUCAUUUUGAGUGUAGAUGGAAAUGCUGCUGGUCAAGUCCUUAGAUAUGGGCAGAACUUUUGCCUUGGGGUACAAGGAGGAUUUGCAGACAAAAUGUUAUUUUUAGCAAGUGACCACAGGACCCUACUGAAAUCAUCUAAGAAGUCUUGGCUCCAGGAAGUGUACCUGACAGAUGAGGUCUCCUACCUGAACUGCUGGCAGGCUGCCUUUCUCGACCCCCAGCUACGCCUGGAGUAUGAAGGCUUCCCUGUCCCGGCAAAUGCAAAACUCCUCAUCAGUCACUGCCAAACAAAUCGAGGACUGGCGGCCCACCGGCAUCUUUUCUUAAGUACCUAUUUUGGAAAGGAAGCUGAAGUUGCUGCUCACACAUAUUUGGAUUCACACAGAGUUGAAAAACCGAAGAAUCACUGGAUGUUGGUUACUGGAAAUCCCAGGAAGGAGUCAUCCACCAGGUUGGACCUGCCCAAACCCGCAGCCGAGGGCACCCAAGCCAUGGAGCAGGCCAUGGGCCUGAAUACACCAUAACACGCCAGCCCCCCUGCGGCCCUGCUUGCAUCAAAUGCAGCUUUAAAAGAAAUUAGCUAUCUUGGUCAUGCCUCAAGCUAUUUUUAAGAAGGUAUAGAACUCUCUGAACACUGUAUUAAAUCAGUGGAUUAGCUAACAUUAUUGAAUUGGUGAUAGGGGUCUAGAAAACUAGCCAGAAAGAAACUAGCACUGGGGCUUACCUCAUAAGUAGUGUUUGAACUUGACAGAUGAUGCUCCUUUGUUGAUAACUCAAAUCUGAAGAACUCAGCUUCCUUUACUUAAAACCUAUGUAGCAUCAUCUUCUACAAGGAUUAUGGGUUCCUUUUAAAAGCUGUGUCUAUGUAAUAAACUGUCAGAACUAUCCUGAGCUUUUGGCACUACUCUUCUCCUUUUGACUCUACAGUGUACUAAAAAUCAACAAUGUGUAGCGAGGUGUGGCCUUAUUUUUGGAGUUAAAAAAUUAUUCCCUCUUAAGCAUCCUAUUUUUGUUUCUACCUCUGUCUUAGGAGUCAGAACCUCUGCCUGACCAGUAACUUACUUUUUGUUAAGUUUGUAAUGCUUUCCAAGCUGUAGAAUUCUUUUAUCUCUGUCUUUGAAGCUGGUACAUUAGUUGUGGUAUCCAGUGUAAUCAUAAAAUUCUGGGAUAAAAUAAACAUAAAUCCUUCCA
This is a messenger RNA of Choloepus didactylus (southern two-toed sloth), 2252 nucleotides long. It is a transcript of the gene CFAP161, whose product is annotated as cilia and flagella associated protein 161. The coding region runs from base 686 to 1585 and encodes 299 amino acids. Gene Ontology annotation, cellular component: motile cilium. The transcript is spliced from 9 exons. The record is from RefSeq and is a predicted model, not a curated record. Gene Ontology annotation, biological process: cilium assembly. NCBI's taxonomy places the organism in Eukaryota, Metazoa, Chordata, Mammalia, Pilosa, Megalonychidae.